UGCUUCUCGAAGCCUUACAGUUUAGUCAGAGUCAUGCUAUCAGGAGCAAACAGACAUCUGCUUAUGCACAAAGAGACAUAUGCUGCUAGAAAGAUUAACAUGGGCAAGUUUUCCUUUCAGAGGUAACCUUGGUCUGGAAUAGGACACUCUGAGUCUGGGGUUUGGGGGAUGUCAGUGAAGUUGCGUUUUGAUUGGCCAGCAAAAUAUGGCAUGGUGCAGAGAAGUUGCUCCUUCACUGGAGUUAACACACUGACCAACAGACAUAGGUUAUCUUAUGCUCGUACUUCUCUUCGCACCAAAGGCCUGCCAGGAAAAUCUACAAGAAUCCUUUCUUCUACUCAGGUGGUUGGCAGUAUUUGGGGACAGCAACCUGAGCAGGUGGACAGAGUUUUCCAGGCUUUACAGAAGGGGCUCAAGGAGUAUCUUGAAGGUCACAAAACAGAGCUGGAAUUCCUCUUAUCCCAGCAAAGAGACUCUACAAGGAAUUCAAGACUGGCUUUUUUCUAUGACUUAGAGAAGGAUAUAAGAGCCUUGGAAAGAUACAUACGGAGACUGGAGUUUCAAAUUAGUAAGGUGGAAGGGUUAUAUGAGACAUAUUGUAUCCAGUGGAGAUUAUGCCAAGGAGCUGUUAAUAUGAAACGAGCAUUUUCACUCUCCCCAUCUUCACGGGAAUCACGAGAGAGCCUGCUGGAGCUGAACCGCAACCACAGACACAUCUUAGAGAAUAUGUGUUCAAUGGAAGGAGAAUUGGAGAUCCUACUGGGAGAGUUGCAAAUAAAAAUGAAAGGUUUGAUUGGUUUUGCUCGUCUCUGCCCAGGGGAUCAAUAUGAGGUAUUAAUACGAUUGGGACAACAGCGAUGGAGAAUCAGAGGGCGGAUACAGACUGAUGACCAACAGCUAUGGAAUGAAGAGCAAAUGGUUUUCCUCCCUCAUAUUCACGAGAGCUUUGAGAUCAAGGUAACAGAGGUAAAGAACCUGAGCUCCAACUUAGUUGGAAUGGUGACAUGUAAAUGUGCAGACUUCUACAGUGCACAUCCACAAAUGAUGAUUGUUGACAUUACGGAACUGGCAACCAUCAAACUCCAACUGGAAGUGGUCUGGAAUCCUUUUGACAGUGGCAUGGUAAAGUAUCUCAUGUCAUCUGCCAGUCGACAGUCUACCAACAGCAGGAAAAUACCGUCUAUGCUGCACCAGUUUCAAAACACAGAUGGCUCUUUCUCCAUUGGCUCACAUGAAUCCCGGGGUGUGUUUCUGCUUAAUUACCUGACUGAAUCUGCCCAGGCAGUCUCUCCUUUGGUCUAUGAAAGGGCCAGUCAUCCUCCAAUCUUCCCUGACAUUUCCAUGGAUUGUCAGUCAGUGUAUGAUGACCUUUUACAGACACCCCUUCCAAAGGGUGAUAAAAUUGAUGAUAUGUCUUCGGAGCCCAAGAACGGCUCUCCUGUUCGAGGUGACAGCAAGCGGGACUCUUUAACUCUUUUUCCAUGUUACAGCACUCCUGACAUUCUUCAAAAAAAUGGUGUGGUGGCCACCAAUCAGGAAUUGGAACCAGUGAAGGCAAAAGUGGCUACAAAUAAUCACAUAGACAAAGUUGAAAAAGGGGUAGAAGAAAAGCAAAAGGUCCUAGUGAUGGGUGUAGGGAAUUCCCAAAAAAGAGCAGUGGCCAUGAAGGUUGGACUGUUGCAAGCACAGAUUACUACUAUCUUACAGGAGAUGAGUUUUAUCAAGGAGAUAAAGCAUCUAAAUCUACAAAUACAGCAGCUUAACCAGGUCUUAAAGAGGAACAUCUACAUUCUUCAGACCUCCUCUAGAGAGGCACUAGAUGUUGAGGAAGAGGAAGUUCUGGGCAGUUUUGACUUUUUGUCCUUUGAUUUCAACACAGAAGACACCAACUCCUGCAUGAGUAGCAGCAGGCUCAUGGACACUAGGUUCAAAGGGAACACUGUGACAAGCCAAGAGGCUAUUUCAGAACUGUCGUCAGAACAGCAACAUACAGGACACAUGGCCAAAAGAACAGACAAUGAGGACAGACGUCCACUCAGCACUGGGGAAUACACUCUGGAUCUAACCUUAGAGAUCCACCUCAGCAUCUGUAUUGCACUACUGAGAGAACUGAGGGGGACUAAUUUGGAGUACAUGCAACAGUACAUCCUGAAAGAAAUAUCACAUCAAACUGAUGUACUUAAAAUAAUUGCUUCUUUUACACAGAGCAAGACUCCUGAUGUAUCAGCAACAGAAUUGUGGUCUGGGGCACCAAAGCUGAGAAAUGUUAUGAUGUUGUGGGAUGAGUGCUGUGAAAGUGCUCCAGCAUUUUGUUGCACUGCUGACUCAUUUCUCAGGAUACUACGCAAGAGGUUCAUUCACAAUGUGAAAGCCAAAUUACCAGGCCAGGCUGAUACAGUCUUUGCUCAGUUGUUGCAGCAGGUCCAGUCCCCCUCUGUGAUGGUCCCACUCUCAGCAUUUACAAUAGACCUAGUGUCUAUAUUUCAGUUACAUGUGUACCUCAAGCAUUGGAAGGUCACCAACUUUGGAGAGCAUAUCUCUCAAAUAUCCAGAGAAGUGUAUUUGGUAUCAUGUCUAGAGACCCCAAAGAGGAGGAAGGUCCUCAAGAAGCUGAAGGGAAGGAUGAUCUCAGAACUACAACCAAUGGAGCAAUCCCUACAUCUCUUGGCCAAGUUACUUACAGAUAAUAGUCAAAAGGUUGCGAUUUCAGCUGCUUCCUGCCUCUCUAGGGCCUCAGUCUAUAAGUCCUUCAGGUUAAAGGCCCUGGUUCACUAUACAUGGCUGUUGAAAGACAAUGACAUUCAAGUGCAGCAGCAGGCAUGUUUGGCACUAAAAUGCUUAAAGGCCUUUGAAAGUGCUGAGCAGGUGGCUGAACUGUGGCACUCCACAGAUGAAGAGUUAAGGAAUGCAGCCAGAGAGACCAUUCUUUCAUUUGGGACAAAAGGUCACAAAGCUUUCCAGAGAAUGGACCAGAUACAAGCUGAGCUACAAGAGGAAGUUUAUAAAAACCUAAAAACAGAAAUAACAAUCUUCUAGUGAUCACACUAAUUCAGCUAAUUCUUUUGCUACUGAUCAGAAAAUAUAAGGAGACAAAAACUAGUAGAAUCCCUCACAGUAGCAACUCCAGAAAAGAAACCAAAAACUAAGCUUGCAUGCAAAAAUCUUUAGCAUUGAUGUAAAGCAAAAUGAAGUAUGUAGACAUAUAGCAGGACACUGCUUAAUAGUGCCUUGAAAUAUUAUAAACUGUGUGAUCCAUGUUUAAUCAGUUUUGAUCUAUAUUUACAUUGCUUACAUUAAUAGUGUCAACAAUUGCAAAUGUGUGUAAAAAAAACAAAAAACAAAAAAAAAACAAACAAAAAAAAAACAUGGCAAUGGCAAAAAAAUUUACUUUUAAAACUUUGUGUUUAGUCACAGGGACAUGAUUCUGGUCCAGCUGAAAAGAAAUAAAUACAUCUGGGUGUUCCUUUAAAUACAUAUUAAUCUAAAUAAAGAUAUUAUUAUAUAUUUGUUAGCAGCUGUGAGAUAAAAUAAUAUUUUUGUUAGCAGAAAGAUGUCUUGUUUUCUGUUGCAUUCUUAGUUCUUUUGAAUAUUUUAUAUAUUUUUAUUUAAAUGUUGGCUAUUUGCAAAAAGUUAACAUGUGUACUUUACUUUAUUGUGUCACUCUUUGUCUACUGUAGCCUAAAAUUGUAACAUUUUCUUUUAAGCAGAAUUAAUUUUUAUGACCAGAAUUACAGUAUACUCAUUAGGUAAACUAAAUUGCUCCCACACACUGUAAUGAGCACCAGCACAAAUACAACUUUUCAUUCAUUCAUUUUCUACCGCUUAUCCGAACUACCUCGGGUCACGGGGAGCCUGUGCCUAUCUCAGGCGUCAUCGGGCAUCAAGGCAGGAUACACCCUGGAUGGAGUGCCAACCCAUCACAGGGCACACACACACUCAUUCACUCACACACUACGGACAAUUUUCCAGAGAUGCCAAUCAACCUACCAUGCAUGUCUUUGGACCGGGGAGGAAACCGGAGUACCCGGAGGAAACCCCCGAGGCACGGGGAGAACAUGCAAACCACACACACAAGGCGGAGGCGGGAAUCGAACCCCGACCCUGGAGGUGUGAGGCGAACGUGCUAACCACUAAGCCACCGUGCCCCAACAAAUACAACUUGAAACAUAAAAUAGAUAUUUUCAAUUCAUGAAAUUUAUGGGAUAUAUGUAUAUAUACAGGGAGUGCAGAAUUAUUAGGGAAGUUGUAUUUUUGAGGAUUAAUUUUAUUAUUGAACAACAACCAUGUUCUCAAUGAACCCAAAAAACUCAUUAAUAGCAAAGCUGAAUAUUUUUGGAAGUAGUUUUUAGUUUGUUUGUAGUUUUAGCUAUUUUAGGAGGAUAUCUGUGUGUGCAGGUGACUAUUACUGUGCAUAAUUAUUAGGCAACUUAACAAAAAACAAAUAUAUACCCAUUUCAAUUAUUUAUUUUCACCAGUGAAACCAAUAUUACAUCUCAACAUUCACAAAUAUACAUUUCUGACAUUCAAAAACAAAACAAAAACAAAUCAGUGACCAAUAUAGCCACCUUUCUUUGCAAGGACACUCAAAAGCCUGCCAUCCAUGGAUUCUGUCAGUGUUUUGAUCUGUUCACCGUCAACAUUGCGUGCAGCAGCAACCACAGCCUCCCAGACACUCUUCAGAGAGGUGUACUGUUUUCCCUCCUUGUAAAUCUCACAUUUGAUGAUGGACCACAGGUUCUCUAUGGGGUUCAGAUCAGGUGAACAAGGAGGCCAUGUCAUUAGUUUUUCUUCUUUUAGACCCUUUCUUGCCAGCCACGCUGUGGAGUACUUGGACGCGUGUGAUGGAGCAUUGUCCUGCAUGAAAAUCAUGUUUUUCUUGAAGGAUGCAGACUUCUUCCUGUACCACUGCUUGAAGAAGGUGUCUUCCAGAAACUGGCAGUAGGACUGGGAGUUGAGCUUGACCCCAUCCUCAACCCGAAAAGGCCCCACAAGCUCAUCUUUGAUGAUACCAGCCCAAACCAGUACUCCACCUCCACCUUGCUGGCGUCUCAGUCGGACUGGAGCUCUCUGCCCUUUACCGAUCCAGCCACGAGCCCAUCCAUCUGGCCCAUCAAGACUCACUCUCAUUUCAUCAGUCCAUAAAACCUUAGAAAAAUCAGUCUUCAGAUAUUUCUUGGCCCAGUCUUGACGUUUCAGCUUGUGUGUCUUGUUCAGUGGUGGUCGUUUUUCAGCCUUUCUUACCUUGGCCAUGUCUCUGAGUAUUGCACACCUUGUGCUUUUGGGCACUCCAGUGAUGUUGCAGCUCUGAAAUAUGGCAAAACUGGUGGCAAGUGGCAUCUUGGCAGCUGCACGCUUGACUUUUCUCAGUUCAUGGGCAGUUAUUUUGCGCCUUGGUUUUUCCACACGCUUCUUGCGACCCUGUUGACUAUUUUGAAUGAAACGCUUGAUUGUUCGAUGAUCACGCUUCAGAAGCUUGGCAAUUUUAAGAGUGCUGCAUCCCUCUGCAAGAUAUCUCACUAUUUUUGACUUUUCGGAGCCUGUCAAGUCCUUCUUUUGACCCAUUUUGCCAAAGGAAAGGAAGUUGCCUAAUAAUUAUGCACACCUGAUAUAGGGUGUAGAUGUCAUUAGACCACACCCCUUCUCAUUACAGAGAUGCACAUCACCUAAUAUGCUUAAUUGGUUGUAGGCUUUCGAGCCUAUACAGCUUGGAGUAAGACAACAUGCAUAAAGAGGAUGAUGUGGUCAAAAUACUCAUUUGCCUAAUAAUUCUGCACUCCCUGUAUGGAUGUUUAAUAUAUAUUAAAACACGUUUGGGUUAAGCUACAAAUAUAUCAUUGGGAUUAAUUUAGAAAUAUUUGUCAAAGGUCCAAAAAAAAAAAAAAAAAAGGUUGUAUUUGACAAUUCUGUUGCAACAUGCAAAAUUUCUAUCCAGCCAUGGUUAUUUUUGUUGAGAGAGCAAAAAUAAACAGUAUAUUUGCACA
Messenger RNA from Tachysurus vachellii, 5981 nucleotides. It is a transcript of the gene ripor3, whose product is annotated as RIPOR family member 3. The record is from RefSeq and is a predicted model, not a curated record. The transcript is spliced from 23 exons. Bases 169 to 3036 code for a protein of 955 amino acids. NCBI's taxonomy places the organism in Eukaryota, Metazoa, Chordata, Actinopteri, Siluriformes, Bagridae.